Portunus trituberculatus (swimming crab) is the source of this 2395-nucleotide messenger RNA. RefSeq names its product myb-like protein W. The transcript is spliced from 3 exons. The coding region runs from base 758 to 2083 and encodes 441 amino acids. Lineage: Eukaryota; Metazoa; Arthropoda; Malacostraca; Decapoda; Portunidae. The record is from RefSeq and is a predicted model, not a curated record.
UCUUUCAGUUGCUUCAGUGUUUGGUCCAGUGUUUGGAUCAGCAUAAUGUUGCUGAUAGUUGACAGUUACAAGAUGAUGAUUUAAAUUAUUAAAUUUCUUCUUUGAAUCCUUCAAUUCAAACAUCCAGGACCAUCAAUUCAUCUUCCAUGUUAUAGGUUGUUUUCUGCCUCAUCCUCAUUAUCAUUUCAUUCUGGAACACAAUCCUGCAGCAUUUUACUUCUGUUGUAUUUUCAGCACACCAUGACUGCGAUUGUCACUUUUUACUGGCUCUUCUUUAGUGCUUAGCAUGGAAACUUCGUGACACACAAUAAAUCAAUCAUGAAUUGUUUUGCUACCUCUACCAAUCUAUUCAUGUAUGAAAUCAUAUGAAAUAUGUACAUUAUAUAAUAAAUCACACUGUCUGUAAGUCUAAGACAAAUGUUUUCCUUGUCUCUUGAUGCUAAAAGGCGAAAAAAAAAAAGUGUAGCUUUCCUUGUUAUAGAUCACAAUGUAAAGUGUGGAUCCCAUAAUAAAGUAGUUUUAUGAUACAUAGAUCAUUUACCAUAGUAGAGCUAAAUAAAAAUUGUCAAAAGGGGGAAUUAAUGGAGAACAAAACUUGUGAUAAAAUAUGAUUAUAAGUGAGUUGCCAAUAAACUAACUAAAAGAAAAAGAAACAUUGAUAAAAGUUAAAGGUCUGUAAGAUGAGUCUCUCUCACUCUCUCUUCACAUACACAUCAUUAUUUAUUUAUUCACUUGUUCAUUUCCAGAUUAGUAACAAAUGUGGAUUGUUCACAUUAUGGUGUUGGUGGUGGUGAUGGUUCAAGCUUUACCAUCACUGGCGCUUCCACCACAUCACUCUCCUUGUCCUCUAACUGAAGUAGAACACCGAAGACUUGCAUACGAACUGGAGGUCAUGCUUACAGAUCACCUGAAGCUGUGGAACCACAUCACAAAUACCAGCAAAGAACAAGAACAAAAAGAAGAGCGAAUUAGAUAUGAAACACAAAAAGAAAAGCUAAAUAAAAUAAUAAAAGGGAGUGAACACAACAGUGCAAAAUCCUUCUAUAUUAAACCAAGGAAAAUAAUAAAGAGGGAGGAGCAAAUUAAGAACAAAAAAGAAGAGGAGAAAACAGCAAAAGUAAUAAUGAAUAACAUAGUAAGCAUAGAAACAAGGUUUAAUAACAUCAUAACCACUCAUAUAAAACUUAAUGGAACUCCAAAAACAACAGAAAUUUUGCCUUCCAAGUAUGGUGGGCACCAUGAGGAAGGAGAUAUAAUGGCAAAAAAAGGUGAACAAAGUACUGACCGAAGAGCGAGAUAUGUGAGGCCAGCAGAGGGACAAGAAGAGAAGAGAGAAAUUCUACACUCAGAUAAAAACAUAAGACCAGUGAGGGAAGAGAGAAAAUAUGAGAAAAGAGGAACACAAAGUAAUGAUGAGAAUAUGAGUAGGAGUGGAGAGAAAACUGAUGAAAGAAGAGGGAAACUGCAAACUGAAAAGAGAGCAAAAGGAAUAGCAAGAGAAACACAGAAGAAAGGAAUGGGUGAAACACCAUUGAUAGGGGAAGAGGAGAGAAAGGAACUGAGAAACAUAGUGAAGAGAGAGGCAUUGGGGAUUAAAAGGAGAAGGGAGAGAGCAGCCAGUCCAGCCAUCAUCUACAUGCCUGGAAGAGGGAAUGAAAAAGUGAGAGAAUGUGCACUCAUUCAUGGACUUUUAGGAGGCUUUAAUACUUUUAACUUCCUCAGCUUUGCCACUGGUCUUGUCACUCUCAUCCUUAAUGUUAACAACAACAUCAACAACAACAAUGACAACAAUAAUGUCAAUGCUAACAACGACAUCAAUAACAAUAAUGUUAAUGCCAAUCUCAACACACAGAAUGCCAACCAGGUAGUAGUCUUUCCCCCAGGUAGAAGACGGCGUUCUGUAGCUGAUUUGCUAAUGACAGCAGCAGACACGCAAGAAGAGGGAGGUAGUGAUGGACUGCAGAGAGGAAUGAAUAGGAUGCACGGUUUGUGUGGAGGAGCAAGGAGGAUUGUACAGGAGAUGAAAGCACUAUUGAAGGUAAGCAGUGAACAUGAAGGAAAGAGGAAUUUCAUGGAGCACUAAAUUUCAAUUUCUGCCACACACCAUCCUUCAACACUUCUGGCAUCCUAAAAUGCCCUACAAAAAAUUAAAGAGUCAAUAUAAACUUGAAGUGCAUAUUCCAAAAAGUUUCAGCAUCCAUUUAAAUCACUUUCAUAAGACUUUAGUGGAAGAUAUUUAGGUUAUUUAGGUCAAAAUCUAAUAUGUCACUGUUGUAGUAAAGGAAGAUAAGGAAUGACAGUUUUAUGUAGUGGAGGUGUAUCAAGUCACAGUGUAUAAUGAGGUUUUUUUUAAGAUAGUGUUGUAAAGUGUUCUUUACAAAGAGAUGGCUCUAGG